ACGUACAAAUGUUAUUAUAUUAAAUUUUGCUGAAUUAAUCACAAUAUAUCCAUAAUAUCAACUUUUUACUUGGGGAGUAUUCCUUAAGCUAAUUGACAUCGACUAAAUUGUCUAAACUAAAAGUCAAACUCGAGCAUAUAUAGAAGUCUAACCGAUACAUCAACCCUUGUGAUUUGGGAUAAACCUAAGAAAAUGGAGAAACGAGAGAAUCCAUCAUCACUACCUAUUCUCUCUCUUAGCCUACCACUACCCCAAGAAAAUGAAAAACUUCAUGAUUUGAUGGAGGUUGACCAGAGAAAUGAUAAGGGAAGCUGUAAUAGUUGUAGUGUAGUGAAAGAAACCAAGAAACAAGUAUGGUUAGCAGGGCCAUUGAUAAUAGUUGGAUUAUUAACGUUUUCAUUGCAUGUAAUUUCUCUCAUGUUUGUGGGUCAUCUUGGUAAUUUACCUCUUGCUGCUGCUUCAUUGGCUACUUCCUUUGCUUAUGUUACUGGAUUCAGCGUUUUGCUCGGAAUGGCAAGUGCAUUAGAAACUGUAUGUGGGCAGUCAUACGGUGCAAAACAAUACAAAAUGGUAGGCGUACACACACAAAGAGCCAUGUUGGUGCUUUGUUUAUUAAGCAUACCAAUCUCCAUAACAUGGUACAACACCAAAUAUAUUCUAGUUGUUGUUGGGCAAGACCACACGAUAGCAUCAGAAGCUGCAUCUUAUGUUAAGUUCAUGAUCCCAGGCCUUAUCCCCUACGGUCUAAUUCAAUGUCUUUUUCGAUAUUUUCAAACUCAAAAUAUGGUCUUUCCAAUGAUCCUAAGCAGUGGAAUCACUACAUCAUUGCACAUAGUAAUAUGUUGGUCAUUGGUAUUUACAUUUGGCCUUGGUAGCAAAGGAGCCGCCAUUGCUAAUGUUGUAUCAUAUUGGAUCAAUUUGAUGAUAUUAGCUAUCUAUGUUCAAUAUUCUUCGUCGUGUUCCAAGACUUGGAAUGGCUUCUCGAUUGCAUCCUUACAAGGUAUACCGGCCUUUCUGAGACUUUCCGUAUCUUCAACUGCUAUGCUAUGCUUGGAAUUUUGGUCAUUCGAGAUGGUCAUCCUCUUAUCAGGCUAUCUGCCGAACCCAGUGUUAGAAACUUCAGCACUCUCUAUAUGCCUCAAUCUCAUCACACUUGUUUGGGUUAUUCAUGAAGGCUUGAGUGGUGGAGUGAGCACUCGAGUCUCCAAUGAAUUAGGAGCUAGGAAUCCACAAUGUGCAAGAUUAGCAGUUCAUGUGGCUUUAAGUAUGACGAUUUGUGAGUGUAUUUUCGUGGGAUUACUUCUGAUGAUGUUACGAGAUGUUUGGGGUUAUUCAUACACUCAAGAUUUGGAAGUGGUCAAAUACUUAACUGCUAUGAUGCCAUUGAUAGUAAUAGCUAAUUUUUUAACUGGAGUAACAUGUGUUCUUUAUGGUAUUGCUAGAGGUUGUGGUUGGCAAAAGAUUGGUGCAUAUAUCAGUCUAACUUCCUUCUAUCUCAUAGGCCUUCCGAUAUCUAUUCUAUUAGCCUUCCAUAUGCACAUUGGAGGGAAAGGUCUCUGGUUAGGGUUCAUUAGUGCUUUCCUCAUUCAAGUCUUAUCUCUAUCAGCUAUUACGAUGAAUACAAAUUGGGAGAAAGAAGCCAAGAAAGCUAAAAUUAGAGUUUUUGGAUCCAAUAUUCUUGAAGAUGAAUCACAAGCUCUAUAUAUCAUGGAAGAUGGAAGACCCCAAUGCCAGGACGCAGAUAAGGAAGCAGAGUGGAUCAAUGGUGACCCACAUGCAACACAUAAUAACUGAUGCAUAUGGCUGGAUGAGGAAGUUCAUGUCAAUAAUUAUUCUAGUCAUAAAUGACAAUAACAAUUAUCUAUUGAUAUAUUUACACCUCAUGUUGGUAUAAUAUUGUACCAAAUAUAAGAUCUUAAAGUACCAAUAUAUAGGCUUAAAAAAAAACAUGUUUCAAAAAAAAAAAAAGGUUUAAAAAAAACCAGCACACACAUUAUUGUCAUUCACUCAUUCAUGACUAGAAUAAUUUUAUAGUUAUACAACCGUAGAUGGAUGAUGUUUUGGGCCCAAUAAAAGCUACUAACAUUGUAAAAUUAGUCCUACUCUUAAAAAGAGGAUGUUGAGAGAUAACUUCAACUCCCACA
This is a messenger RNA of Chenopodium quinoa (quinoa), 2144 nucleotides long. Its product is annotated as protein DETOXIFICATION 16-like. The coding region runs from base 193 to 1794 and encodes 533 amino acids. Gene Ontology annotation, cellular component: membrane. Gene Ontology annotation, biological process: xenobiotic detoxification by transmembrane export across the plasma membrane. Gene Ontology annotation, molecular function: xenobiotic transmembrane transporter activity; antiporter activity. The record is from RefSeq and is a predicted model, not a curated record. The transcript has 8 exons. NCBI's taxonomy places the organism in Eukaryota, Viridiplantae, Streptophyta, Magnoliopsida, Caryophyllales, Amaranthaceae.